Molecule: messenger RNA, 2860 nt
Organism: Melanotaenia boesemani (Boeseman's rainbowfish)
Lineage: Eukaryota; Metazoa; Chordata; Actinopteri; Atheriniformes; Melanotaeniidae
Gene: wdr36
Product: WD repeat domain 36
Exons: 22
Coding region: 136-2796 (886 amino acids)
Biological process (GO): rRNA processing
Cellular component (GO): Pwp2p-containing subcomplex of 90S preribosome; small-subunit processome
Molecular function (GO): protein binding
Source: RefSeq, a predicted model, not a curated record
CUCGGUGGCUGUUUCCGGUCGGUCCUGUUUCCUCUGCGCUCCUCCAUGUGUCUUCUCUCCUGAACCGGGCUCCGUGUCUGCGUUCAGUUCGUGUGUUUGUUUAUUUGUUUGUUUAUCAGCCUGGUUCCGGUGAACAUGCCGGGAGGCGGCAGCUCUUUGUUCUCCGGGUUCCGGGUUCUGGGUCUUUACUCCAGCCACGUGCCGCACGCGCUCCGGUACCACCAGAAGCACCGGGAGUUCUACGUGGUGACGGCGGUGGGGAGAAGCUUUCACACGUUCAACGUGAAGCGGUUGGGGAUCGUUGCCGUUAGUAACAGCCUGUCCGAUGACAUCACCUGCCUGGCGGCUGACAGGAUGUUGGUGUUCGCCACCACUGGCCGGCUCAUCUGCGCCUUCGCCCGGAACAGAGAGGUGGUUAUGCGUUAUCACGGUCACAAACAGGACGUGCGCUUACUGCUUCCUCUGGGUGAUCAGCUGAUCUCGGCAGACAGUGGCGGUGAUGUCAUUGUGUGGGACGUGCAGGGUGGAGACAUCUACCUGCAGCUGAACUUUGACCCCAACACCUUCCAGCUGUCGGCCAUGAUGCACCCGAGCACCUACCUGAACAAGGUGCUGCUGGGCAGCUCCCAGGGUGCACUGCAGCUCUGGAACAUCAAGACCAGUAAGCUUCUAUUCACAUUUCCUGGCUGGUCAGCAGGAGUCACCGUUCUACAGCAGAGUCCUGCAGUCGAUGUAAUUGGCGUUGGCACGGCAACAGGCCGCAUCAUCAUUCACAACAUCCGACUGAACGAGACGCUGAUGAGCUUCACGCAGGACUGGGGACCAAUCAGCACGCUGGCUUUCAGAACAGAUGGUCCUCCCAUCCUGGCUUCUGGCAGUCCUCAGGGCCAUAUUGCAUUCUGGGAUUUGGAACGCCGUCACCUUGUAGCCCAACACAGACACGCUCACAGAACAGCUGUUGCCGCAGCAACGUUCCUACAUGGUGAACCGCUGUUGGUGACCAACGGAGCGGAUAACGCCAUCAAGGUGUGGAUAUUUGACCAAGAGGGUGGAGGGGCCAGGCUGCUGCGGAGUCGUCAGGGACAUAGUGCUCCUCCCACCACCAUCCGUCACCAUGGCAAUGAUGGAAAGAACAUCCUCAGUGCUGGUCAGGAUGGGACACUGCAGAGUUUCUCUACAGUCCACGAGCGCUUCAACAAGAACCUGGGUCACGGUUCCAUCAAUAAGAAAAAGGAGAAGAAGAAGAAGGGGUUGUUGUACGAGGAGCUGUGUCUUCCUGCCAUCACGGCAUUCUCCUCCGCUGUCACUCGUCAGUCAGACUGGGACGGUAUUGUUGCUUGUCAUCGUGGUCGCCUAGCAACCACCACAUGGAACUACCAGAGAUGCACCAUGGGAGCAUACCAUCUACAGCCACCAGGUGUCAGAAGAGAUGCCAUUUCCACGGCUGUUGACAUCACUUCCUGCGGUAACUUUGUUGUGAUUGGCUCAUCAUGCGGCCAUGUUGACAUCUACAAUUUGCAGUCUGGCCUGCAUCGUGGUUGCUAUGGUGACAGCGCUAAAGCUCACAGUGGCGUUGUGCGAGGUGUUGCCACAGAUGCUCUGAAUCAGCUGACCCUCACUACUGGCUCUGAUUGGCUGCUGAAGUUCUGGCGAUUCAAAACGAGGAAACAGGAAGAAGAGUUGAAGCUAAAUGCUGCACCAGCUAAAAUGAAACUACACAGAGACAGUGGGAUGCUAGCUUUAGCGCUGGAUGACUUCACUCUGGUGGUUGUUGACAUAGAAACCAGACGAGUUGUCAGGAAGUUCACGGGUCACCAAGGAAACAUCAACGAUAUGACCUUCAGCCCUGAUGGCCGCUGGCUGGUCACUGCGGCGAUGGACUGCACCAUCCGUACCUGGGACCUUCCCUCUGGAUGUUUGGUCGAUUGCUUCCUCGUUGCCAUGGCGCCGGUGGGAGUGUCUAUGUCACCGACCGGAGACUUCCUGGCAACGGCUCACGUGGACAACCUGGGCGUUUACCUUUGGACCAACCGAAGUCUGUGUGAGCCCGUGGGGCUCCGCCCCCUCCCAGCUGACUACCAACCAGCAGAGGAGACGCUGCCUGGUGUCACCGUGGCGGCUGAUGAACUGGAAGUGAUGUCAGUGGAAGCCGAAGAUGCGUACCAGUCAGCUGAGCAGUUAGGGGCGGAGCUUGUGACUCUGUCUCUGCUUCCGGAGUCUCGGUGGAAAAGUCUGCUGCACCUGGAUGACAUCAAGAGGAGGAACAAACCCGUGGCGCCACCGGCACCUCCGCCCACUGCUCCCUUCUUCCUGCCCACGGUUCCUGGCAUCACGCCUCAAUUUUCGUUGCCUUUGGCAACCGAUCAAGACAACCAGUCCAAGGUUCUGUCGUGGGGUUCACUUUCCCAGAAGUCCGAGUUCAGUUCUGCUCUGGAAUCAGGUCUGGAGUCCGGAUCAUUCGAUCUGCCACUGCGUCUCCUGAAGGAAUAUGGGCCAGCGGCUGUCUCUGUGGAGCUCACCUGUCUGACAUCAGAGGGGGGCGGAGCCAAUGGCCUCCUGCUCGCCUUCAUCCAAAUGAUUGACAGUAUGCUGGUGAGUGGGCGGGACUUUGACCUGGCUCACAGUUACCUGGCGCUCUUCCUGAAGCUCCACCUUCGCCAGGUGUCACAGGAUGCUAUUGCCAUGGCAGCGCUGCUCCGCCUCUCCUUCCAUCUGGAGGCUGGGUGGGUGGAGCUACGGUCAUCAUUUGACCAAUCAUUGUGUCUGCUGUCAUACACGAAGAGUGCCCUGCUGUGACAUGCACACAAACACACACACACACACACACACACAACUUUGUGAAUAAAGUUUCUGAUUGUUC